This is a messenger RNA of Solanum verrucosum, 1721 nucleotides long. RefSeq names its product hexose carrier protein HEX6-like. The transcript is spliced from 3 exons. Gene Ontology annotation, molecular function: monosaccharide transmembrane transporter activity. The record is from RefSeq and is a predicted model, not a curated record. Gene Ontology annotation, biological process: monosaccharide transmembrane transport. NCBI's taxonomy places the organism in Eukaryota, Viridiplantae, Streptophyta, Magnoliopsida, Solanales, Solanaceae. Gene Ontology annotation, cellular component: membrane. The coding region runs from base 177 to 1706 and encodes 509 amino acids.
AACUCUUCAACCUUUUCCCUCUUUUGUCCUAGGUUUACAUUGUUAUGGAUAUUUCAUAAAUAUUUUUACUACAUUAUUGUAAAUCAUAAGUAAAAUAAAUUCUACAUGAGUGUCCCCUUAACUCCCUUUAGUUCUUAUAAGUUUUCAUGUUCAACUGAUAAAGUAAAAGAAAAAGUAUGGCAGAGGGAUUAGUGGUAGCAAAUGAUGGAGAAGAGUACCAUGGAAAGCUGACAUGUUUUGUAAUAUUGGCUUGUAUGAUGGCUGCUAUGGGUGGUGUAAUCUUUGGAUAUGAUAUUGGAAUUUCAGGUGGAGUAACAUCUAUGGAGCCUUUUCUGAAAAAGUUCUUUCAUGAUGUGUAUAUUAAGAUGAAAGAAGACAAAGAACUUAGUAAUUACUGCAAAUUUGAUAGUGAAUUGUUGACAUCAUUCACAUCAUCUCUUUAUGUGGCUGGUCUUUUUGCUACUUUUGUUGCCUCAUCAGUCACCAGAGUGUAUGGUCGCAAGGCGUCAAUCCUUCUUGGAGGAGCUAACUUCCUUGCUGGUGCAGCCCUUGGUGGAGCUGCUUCUAAUAUCUAUAUGCUUAUAAUUGGCAGAGUUUUAUUAGGUGUUGGUGUUGGUUUUGCAAAUCAGGCUGUACCGUUGUAUUUGUCAGAAAUGGCACCAUCCAAGUACAGAGGAGGAUUCAAUAAUAGCUUUCAACUAAGUGUAGGCAUUGGAGUUUUAAUAGCGAACCUUAUAAAUUAUGGCACUGAAAAGGUCAAAGGUGGUUGGGGAUGGAGAGUGUCUCUUGCUAUGGCUGCAGUCCCAGCAUCCAUUUUAACAUUAGGCGCGUUGUUCCUCCCAGAUACCCCCAACAGCUUGAUUCAACGAACAGAUGAUCAUGAAAAGGUUAAAAGAUUGCUGCAAAGAGUCAGAGGCACUGAUGAUGUACAAGCAGAACUUGAUGAUAUUAUCUUAGCCAGUGAAAUUUCAAAAACUAUCAAACACCCUUUCAAGAACAUUUUACAAAGAAAAUACAGGCCUCAACUUGUCAUGUCCGUGGCGAUACCAUUCUUCCAACAAGUCACAGGAAUUAAUGUCAUUGCAUUCUAUGCUCCUAUCCUGUUCCAAACGAUUGGACUAGGUGUAAGUGCAUCUCUUUUAUCUUCAGUUGUAACAGGAGCAGUAGGAAUUGUCACAACAGGUUUGUCAAUGUUGAUUGUUGAUAAAGUUGGCCGAAGAGGGCUGCUGAUAUUCGGAGGCAUACAAAUGUUUGUUACACAAAUGAUAGUAGGAGGAUUAAUGGGGGCUAAGUUAGGGGAUCAUAGUGGAUUGAGUAAAGGUUGGGCCUUUGUGAUUUUGGUGUUGAUAUGCACCUAUGUAGCUGGUUUUGGUUUGUCAUGGGGGCCAUUAGGAUGGUUAAUUCCAAGUGAAAUAUUCCCAUUAGAGAUAAGAUCAGCUGGACAAAGUAUUUCAGUAUCAGUGAACUUUCUCUUCACUUUCUUGGUUGGUCAAACAUUUUUAGCCAUGUUGUGCCAUUUCAAAUUUGGGAUUUUCUUCUUUUUUGGAGUUUGGGUGGCAAUAAUGACUGCAUUUGUCUACUUCUUUUUGCCAGAGACCAAGAAUUUGCCUAUUGAAAAAAUGGACAGGGUGUGGAGAGAACACUGGUUUUGGAAGAGAAUUGUAGGAGAAAAUAAUGAAGUUAUCAUCAAAGAAGAGGAAGGUUAAAGAUAGUUAUCAUGA